Molecule: messenger RNA, 5688 nt
Organism: Phycodurus eques (leafy seadragon)
Lineage: Eukaryota; Metazoa; Chordata; Actinopteri; Syngnathiformes; Syngnathidae
Gene: iqgap2
Product: IQ motif containing GTPase activating protein 2
Exons: 38
Coding region: 345-5309 (1654 amino acids)
Biological process (GO): regulation of actin cytoskeleton organization; regulation of GTPase activity
Cellular component (GO): cytoplasm
Molecular function (GO): actin filament binding; GTPase activator activity; calmodulin binding
Source: RefSeq, a predicted model, not a curated record
AGUCACUUUGUGAAGGAGUCACAUCAAAGAGGUGCUCACUAUGGGAACUGGUGGGCGCAAGGGAAGUUUCUGAUCAAUUUUGUGCCUGUUCUUAUUUAUAUAUAAUUGUUUUUUUUGUGUCUGUGGGUUUUUUUUUUUUUUUUUUUUAAAUAAAUACCUCUCGUUUAGCUGGACUUAAGUUUAUUAACUGGCAGGCACACCUUAUCGUGUGUUUGGACGUUAGCUUAAAAAAAAAAAAAAAAAAAAAGUUGUUGGCGUUUCAGACGCGUUGACGACCGCUGGAGGACACAAGUCAGGAUGUACCAUGAGGAAAAGGCUUCUCUACAGAAACCACACUAUGGAACAUGUGUGUGUUGAUUUUUGCAGCCAUUCAGGAUGAUGAGAGGCUGUCAGCGGAGGAGAUGGAUGAGAGGAGGCGGCAGAACAUCGCCUACGAGUACCUGUGUCAUCUGGAGGAGGCCAAACGGUGGAUGGAAGCCUGCCUGGAAGAAGACCUACCUACUACCACAGAACUGGAGGAAGGACUGAGGAAUGGUGUCUACCUUGGAAAACUUGCCAACUUCUUUGCCCCCAAAAUGGUGUCUGUAAAAAGGAUCUAUGACAGAGAUCAGACUCGGUAUAAGACCAACGGACUGCACUUCAGGCAUACAGACAACACAGUUCAGUGGCUCAGGGCCAUGGAGUCAGUGGGUCUCCCAAAGAUAUUCUACCCUGAAACGACAGACGUGUAUGACCGCAAAAACAUGCCGAAGGUGGUGUACUGCAUACAUGCACUGAGCUUGUACUUGUAUAAACUGGGCAUUGCACCACAGAUCCAGGACCUAUUAGGGAAGGUGGCCUUUACAGAGGAAGAGAUCAGUAACAUGAGGAGUGAGCUCGACAAGUAUGGUAUUCAAAUGCCAGCUUUCAGUAAGAUCGGAGGAAUCCUGGCCAAUGAGCUCUCAGUGGAUGAAGCAGCAUUGCAUGCGGCGGUGUUUGCCAUCAAUGAGGCAGUUGACAGGGGUCAGGCAUCUGUGACAAUGGCAGCCCUGACAAAUCCAAACGCCAUGCUGAGGCAUACCCAGGACGCUCUGGCGCAAGACUAUCAGGACACGCUGAGCCAGGCCAAGACCCGUAAACAAGAUCAGUCUUCAGGCAGUUACUCCACAGUUUGUACUGAGGAAAGAGAUGUUUACGAGGAGAUGCUGACACAGCAGGAGAUUCAGAGCUGCAUAGACUUUGUCAACAUCCAAGCAGCAGUUAGGCAGGUAAAUCAGGCGGUGUGUACCCAGGAUGAAGCUUGUCUUUUGGCUGCACUGAGGCUUACAGCACUGGCCCUGCUUGGUGUGCAGGACACGAACCAACGCUGCUACCUGGAGCAUUUUACCACGCAUUGUCAGCAUAAAUCUAAGGAUGAAGACAAGGCAGUUCUGGUGGAUAAGGAUGAGAUUCAGAGAGUUGUCAGCUCUUGCAAUGACUUUGCAGAGGCCGAAAGACGAAAACUUGAGGCCGUUUCAGCAAUCAAUACUGCCAUUCGCCUUGGCGAUGCAGUGGUGACUGUGGAGGAGCUCUUGAACCCAGAGGCUCAACUGCCAAUCGUUUACCAAACUGCUGCCAAUCUCUAUCAGAAUGAGCUUUUUAGCUUGCAACUGCAAGGCGGGAGGAAUGGCCUGAGCCAUGAGGAGUUGAGUGUGGCUGUGGAAAUGCUGUCAGCUGUAGCUGUGCUCAAUGAGGUCCUGGACACCAAAGAUCCACAGGCUGUGAUCGAGCAACUAACAGACUCGCCUCUGGGUUUCACAAACAUGGACCAAGACAACCUGAACAGGUAUGCUGACACCUUAACCGAGCAGCGGGUGGAGUCUCUUGCAAAGGGCCAAGAGUUCCUCACUUGGAAUGAUCUUCAAAAGUGCAUUGACGCUGUCAACCUUCAGGUCAUUGAAGAACAUGAACGAAUUAUAGCAAUAGCAGAGAUCAACGAGGCAUUGACCUCUGGUGAUCAUCAGCAGACACUUGCAGCCUUGCUCCUCCCCACAGCCAAGUUGACGGGAGUGAACCCAAUCACAGCCAAACACUACCAUGAUGUCCUACACUGUACCAAACAGCUCCUCUGCCAGUCCUCGGGAGACGAAUCUGCUGUACUGUGGCUGGACCAAAUCCAAGAGGCUAUACAUGCAGCCAACCAGGAUGCAGAGGAGGCCUUCACAAUGGCUGAAGCAGUAGCGGACAUAAACAAAAGGGUGGCAGAAGGGGACUCUCAAAAUACACUGCACGCUCUGCAAUCACCAAAAGCAGGGUUGAAAGUCGUAAUCGCUGAAUGUGCUGACAUGUACCAGGCUGAACUGGAACAAACACAAACAAAGAUGGCACCUGAAGGUGGCCCCUCUAGUGAGUGGGUGAAACACUGCAUAAGUGACAGAUAUGAUUACUACUAUAACCCAGAGACUAGACAUGGUACCUGGGAGGAGCCAGAAAACUUUAAACAUAAUACUGGCAACCUCAAUAAAGAGGAAAUUCAGAUUGCAGUCAGUUGCGUGACUGCAGAAUAUAACCGGGCACAAUUGUGGUUGGCCAAUGAGUCCUUAGUGACGCAGCUGCAGGCGAGGAUCCGAGGUUUUCUGGUGAGGCGAAGGCACGCUCAGAGAAUGCAGUACCUGCGUCAACAAGAACCCCGUGUCAUCAAACUGCAGGCUUUGUGGAGAGGUUACAAACAGAGAAAAAUAUAUACAGACAGAAUGAAAAUGCUUCAUAAAAAUGUGACCUCAGUUGUCAAGAUUCAGUCCUUGGUUAAAAUGUGGAAAGCCAAACGUAAAUAUAACGAACGUUUGCAGUAUUUCAAAGAUCAUGAGAAGGACAUUGUGACCAUCCAGGCUUUUCUAAAGGCCAAUAAAGCGAGAGACGACUAUAGAACGCUAACUGGGGCCAAGGACCCGCCCCUAUCAGUAGUGCGCAAGUUUGUCCACUUACUGGAGCAGAGCGCCUUGGAUCUUCAAGAGGAGCAGGAAGUGACGCGGCUCAAGGAAGAAGUGGUCACCAAAAUCCGCUCCAAUCAGCAGAUGGAGCAAGAUUUGAACCUGAUGGACAUCAAGAUUGGGUUGCUGGUGAAGAACAGAAUUACGCUCCAGGACGUUGUGACCCAUAAUAAGACAAUGAAGAACAUGAAGCGUCAAACAAGUAAUGAUGACCUGGCCACAGCGGACAAAUUGGGAAUAAAGGGGUUAAGUAAAGGAAAACGGAAGAAACUGGAGGCCUACCAACAUCUCUUUUACCUCCUGCAGACCAACCCAUCCUACUUGGCCAAGCUCAUCUUCCAGAUGCCCCAAAACAAGUCCACUAAGUUUAUGGACACUGUGAUCUUCACCUUGUACAACUAUGCAUCCAACCAGCGAGAGGAAUAUUUGCUCCUUAAACUCUUCAAAACUGCUCUAGAUGAAGAAAUCAGAUCUAAGGUUGACCAAAUUCAAGACAUUGUGACAGGGAAUCCCACAGUCAUCAAGAUGGUGGUGAGCUUCAACCGAGGUGCACGGGGCCACAACACUCUGCGACAACUGUUGUCUCCUGUGGUCAAAGACAUCAUUGAUGACAAAAAUCUUAGCAUCAACACCAACCCCGUGGAUGUUUAUAAAGCCUGGGUCAACCAGCUGGAGACGGCCACUGGAGAAGCCAGCAAGUUGCCCUAUGAAGUGACUCCCGAGCAGGCCAUGUCACAUGAGGAAGUGCGCAACAGGCUGGAGGCAUCCAGUCUGGCACUUCGCUCUGCAACAGAUAAAGUGCUUAACUCCAUUGUGUCCUCCCUGGAUAACAUCCCUUAUGGCAUGCGAUACGUAGCAAAGGUUCUGAAGAACUGCCUUCACGAAAAGUUUCCAGAUGCAUCUGAAGAUGAGCUGUUGAAGGUUGUAGGAAACCUGCUGUACUACCGCUACAUGAAUCCUGCCAUCGUAGCUCCCGAUGGAUUCGACAUUAUUGACCUGUCUGCGGGAGGGCAGCUCCAUGUGGACCAGCGACGUAACCUGGGAUCUGUGGCAAAGAUGCUCCAGCACGCCGCUGCCAACAAGUUGUUCGAGGGCGAGAACGCACACAUGACGCCCAUGAACAACUUCAUAACGCAGACUUACGAGAAGUUCCGGGUGUUUUUCCAGUCUGCCUGUGACGUCCCUGAACCCGAGGAGAAGUUUAAUAUUGAUGAGUACUCGGACAUGGUGACCCUGAGCAAGCCCAUCAUCUAUAUCUCUAUCGAGGAGAUCAUCAAUACGCACUCGCUUCUUUUGGAACAUCUGGAGGCCAUCUCGCCGGACCUCAACGACCUGUUGCACGAGCUCCUGCAGGACCUGGGAGACGUCCCAGACGUUGAGACGUUACUUGGCGAAGGAGCCGUUCACAGCAGUGAGACAAACAGGGAAGUUGUCCUCAACCAGCUGGCCAAGACUGAGAUCUCCCUCACUCUGACCAGCAAGUUUGAGCUGCUCGAGGGGGACGACAAAGACUUGAAGACGCUCAUGACAAAGACAAAGAAGCUUCUAGUAGAUGUGAUUCGAAUUCAACCUGGAGAGACUUUGCCAGAAAUCUUAGAGACCCCCGCCACAGCCACUCAGGAGUCGGAGCAUACCAAGAUAGCGUUGCGGCGGGCAGUUCAGGACGCUCAGACCCCCGACGGUCUAAAGAGCAGCCCCGCGUUACUGGAGGACAGUCAGCUCCCCCUGGAGCAGAAGAAGAGGAAAAUCCAGAGGAACCUUCGGAACUUGGAGCAGGCUAACAUUGUCGCUGCCACAAACAAAUACCAGGACAUCAUCAAUGACAUUGCUAAAGAUAUUCGCUCCCAAAGACGCUACCGACAAAGGAGGAAGGCCGAGCUUGUGAAGCUCCAGCAGACGCUGUCGGCGCUCAAUUCGAAAACGACCUUCUACCAGGAGCAGAUGAACUAUUACGACACCUACAUCAAGACGUGCCUGGACAACCUCAACCGCAAGAAUUCACGCAGAUCCAUCAAGGUGGACAGCAAAGGAGAUGAAAAGGGCAGCAAAAAGUGGAAGCCGCAAUCUUUGAAGUACACGGGAGCAAGGUUACACGAGAAAGGAGUCAUUCUGGAGAUCGAAGGGCUUCAGACCAACCAGUUCAAAAAUGUCAUGUUUGACAUUUCGCCGAGUGAGGAAGUUGGGGAUUUUGAGGUGAAAGCCAAGUUUAUGGGGGUUGAAAUGGAAAAGGUGCAGCUUCAUUUCCAGGAUCUCCUGCAGUUACAAUAUGAAGGCGUGGCAGUGAUGAAGAUGUUCGACAAAGCUAAAGUCAAUGUGAACUUGCUCAUCUUCCUCCUAAAUAAGAAAUUCUAUGGCAAGUGAAUGCAAGAGAAAAACGGGGAAGGUGGAAAUUGGUUGUGCCUUCUGACAGCGUUAAGUUUGUUCAACAAAAUCAAGGUUUCCAGAAAAUGCACAACGUCGUAAGAUUAUUCUUGUUCUAGAUAAUUUAAUGAAGCUGUUUAUUUCCUUUGUUCAUUUUUGGAGAGCUAAAUCUAAUAUUUUUUAAUUAGGAAUUAUUCUCUUUUUCGUUGUAAGAUGAACACUGUUUAUUUGUUGUUGUCACUUGUAGGUUGAUGAAGCAGUUACAUCAAAAGUCUGCCUCCAUCUUGGCUUGACGAAAUGCUGUAGUGCACCAGUGCCUUUUUAAUUAAAGCAUCAAAAUCCUAUUUUAAUUAAUAAAACUUUUAAAUGCUGUCACUAA